This is a messenger RNA of Vigna radiata var. radiata (mung bean), 749 nucleotides long. RefSeq names its product ALA-interacting subunit 3-like. Bases 1 to 714 code for a protein of 237 amino acids. The record is from RefSeq and is a predicted model, not a curated record. Lineage: Eukaryota; Viridiplantae; Streptophyta; Magnoliopsida; Fabales; Fabaceae. The transcript is spliced from 4 exons. Gene Ontology annotation, cellular component: endoplasmic reticulum; plasma membrane; Golgi apparatus.
AUGCAAACUACAUCAGGUUCUCAAUCAAUAGAUCAGUGCUAUCAAAAAGGUUAUGGUGGCACCAUGGAGAAAUAUGUUAAAAGCCGAAGUGAUGAGGAAUUGAGGGAUCGUAAUAAAGAGAAUUCCACGAGUGCGUGUAAGCCUGAAGAUACAGCCAAUGGAAAGGCGAUUGUACCUUGUGGUCUGAUAGCUUGGAGUUUAUUCAAUGACACUUACAGUUUCUCUCGAGACAACAGGAGUUUGAAAGUGAACAAGGAAGGCAUCUCUUGGAAGAGUGAUAGAGAGCACAAAUUUGGAAAAGAUGUUUUCCCUAAAAACUUCCAAAAUGGUUCUAUUAAAGGUGGUGCAAUCCUCGAUGAAUCCAUACCAUUGAGUAAGAAGGAGGAUCUUAUUGUCUGGAUGCGAACCACUGCUUUGCCAACUUUUAGGAAGUUGUAUGGAAGGAUAGAAGAGGAUCUGAAUGAAGGUGAUACCAUAAAUGUAAUACUGCAAAAUAACUAUAACACAUACAAUUUUAAUGGCAAGAAAAAGCUUGUAUUGUCAACUACUAGCUGGCUUGGUGGGAAGAAUGACUUCCUGGGCAUUGCCUAUCUCACUGUCGGAGGAUUGUGCUUCUUUUUGGCUCUGGCUUUUACCAUUGUAUAUUUUGUCAAGCCAAGGCAACUUGGAGAUCCCUCAUAUUUGUCAUGGAAUAGAAAUCCAGGAGGGCACUGAUAAGAGAAACUCGUCAUACUUGUUUGUUAUUUUCC